AUGAAAUUUUUGUCACUUUCUGUUUUCGCGUCGCUCGCAGCCUCGAUCGCCGCUCAAACUACCACAACGGAUGAUUUCACCGCUACCGCAGUGCAAAUCACCUUCACCAAGACCCCAACGGGAGGUGUGUCUUCCUCGGUGACCCCCAGCGCUUCGGCUUCGGCUUCGGCUUCGGCUUCCGCUUCGUCGUCGGGUUCGUUCACCUUGCCCAGCUCUUCCGCUCCUGGUUCCUCCUCGGCCCUAUACCCCAACUCGACCGUCCCAAGAACCUCGUCUCUCGCCUCCAGCAGAGCUGCCGUUUCCACUGUCACAAACUCCGAGACCCCUUUCACACCUUCGUCGUCCAGCCAGGCCUCUGCCGCAACCACCUUGGACGCCGCCGUUGCUACUUCCAUUCUAAACCAACACAACGCCAAGAGAAGUCUCCACGUGGACACCCCAGACCUAGCAUGGGAUGAUGAAUUGUCUGCUUUUGCCUACGAAUACGCCAACUCCCUAAAAAACACGGCCCAGGACCCUUGCUCCGGAAUCUUGGUCCACUCCAGUAACAGACAAAACCAAGGUGAAAACAUCGCUUUCGGCACUACUUCCGACCCAGACGUUUUGGUCGACUACUGGUACGACGAAAUCAAAUCCUACGACUACAACGACGUGACCGGUAUCGAACACGACGGCGAAGAAGUGGGCCAUUUCACUCAGCUAGUCUGGGCCUCGUCUUCUAACGUUGGUUGUGCUGUGUUGCAAUGUGACACCGAGGCCACCUACGGUCAGAACUCCAUCUACUUGAUCUGUGAGUAUUCGCCUGCCGGUAACGUCUACGACGCUACCCCAGGACAAGACGAAUUCUCUUUCUUCAAGUCGAAUGUCUUGCCUCUCAAGUCCACUUGA
Lachancea lanzarotensis is the source of this 888-nucleotide messenger RNA. RefSeq names its product LALA0S11e01200g1_1. Gene Ontology annotation, cellular component: extracellular region. NCBI's taxonomy places the organism in Eukaryota, Fungi, Ascomycota, Saccharomycetes, Saccharomycetales, Saccharomycetaceae. The record is from RefSeq and is a predicted model, not a curated record. Bases 1 to 888 code for a protein of 295 amino acids. The transcript has a single exon.